Messenger RNA from Bipolaris zeicola 26-R-13, 861 nucleotides. RefSeq lists its product as uncharacterized. Lineage: Eukaryota; Fungi; Ascomycota; Dothideomycetes; Pleosporales; Pleosporaceae. The record is from RefSeq and is a predicted model, not a curated record. The coding region runs from base 1 to 861 and encodes 286 amino acids. The transcript is spliced from 3 exons.
AUGGCUCUGUCUCCGACACCUCGGGCCCUUCUUUUUGAUGUCUUUGGUACCUGCGUCAACUGGCGCAAGUCCGUCGUUAGCGCCCUAUGUGACAAGGCUCACGAGUCGCUCAAUGCCGCCACUGCAUCGCUAGCUUCACAGCUUCGACUACGAGCUUCUGCCAUGACGGAAGAAGAUUGGGGACGAUUUGCGCAGGAGUGGAGAGACAGCUACAAGGUCUUCACCCAGAAACUCGCGGCGGAUCACUCGUCCACUUGGAUGACCGUCGAUGAUCAUCACCUCAAGUCACUCAAGGAGCUCAUAGCCAAAUGGGAGCUCCAAGGCUUGUGGGAUGAGCAUGAGAUUCGCGCUCUGAGCCUUUGUUGGCAUCAUUUGGUGCCAUGGGACGACUCUGUUUUGGGCGUUCAACUGCUAAACCAGCUGUUUGCAACAUGCACACUGUCCAACGGUAACAUGAGCCUCCUCUCCGAUCUCCGCGCCUUCACCGCCAUACCCUUUACGCACCUCUUCUCGUCCGAGAUGUUCGGCACCUACAAGCCAUCGCCCGAAGUCUACCUUGGUGCGGUCAAAGCACUAGGCGUCGCGCCUGCCGAGUGUGUCAUGGUAGCUGCUCAUUUGAACGAUCUCAAGGCCGCCAAAGAAAAUGGUCUGCAAACCAUCUAUGUUGAGCGCAUUGGUGAGGAGGACUGGGGCGACGAAGAGAUUAAGAAAGCACGCACUGCCGACUGGGUGGAUAUGUGGGUGGGUCUUGGUGAUGGCAAUAGAGGCUUCAUAACGGUGGCAGAAAAGCUGGGUAUCGCAGUGACAGAAGGUUAUAAGGCUACGCGGCUGAGCUCCUCCCUCCCCAUUGGCAUGGAUUGA